Saitoella complicata NRRL Y-17804 is the source of this 1267-nucleotide messenger RNA. RefSeq lists its product as uncharacterized. The coding region runs from base 305 to 1267 and encodes 320 amino acids. NCBI's taxonomy places the organism in Eukaryota, Fungi, Ascomycota, Saitoellomycetes, Saitoellales, Saitoellaceae. The transcript has 5 exons. The record is from RefSeq and is a predicted model, not a curated record.
UUUGCUAAGGAGUACUGGUAGAGAUUAGGGCUUGAGCAUUUUCUAAUGGAACGAUGUGUGAUUCAGCAACGAAUGCGUACGAAUAUCAUGGACUUAACGUGGCACCGGUGGCCAAGGCUCGGUCCUUACAAGCAAAGCAAGCCUUGACAGACAUCCGGGUAUACCAUGGUCACCCACGGCAACUCGCGCGGACUGACCCAAUUACGAUUUUGACGUCAUGCGCUGAACCCUGCUUCUCGAGACAAACCUCUCCGCCAAAACCAACAUCAACACCACCACUCGUUCCGAUCAAUCAAUUGCGACCAUGUCGAACGCCGAACACGCAAUCAAAAAGGCUGUCAAUGUCGUGAAGACGGACUACGACAAGACCUAUGGCUACCUCCAAUCACAGACUGCUGCUGCCGCAAAUGGUGUCGCGUCUAGUCGUCAAAGGUUGAUGAACACGGCUAAGGCUUACGCGUCCACAUUCUGGGCUUAUUACUUGCAGUUGUGGGAGAAGCAUCCUUUUGUGACGGCGUUUCUUACGGUUGAGGCCAGUCUUGCCGCUAUUCCCCUUGCCAUCUUCGUCGGCUUCGUCCUUGCGCUCACCAUCGGCGCAACCGCUACCGCCGCUGCAUUUGUCGGGUUCUGGUCCGUCGUCGCUGGCGCUAUCUUGUUGGGCACCCUCGCUGCAACCUCCUUCGUCGGCCUCUUCAUCUACGCCUCACUCCUCUCCUCCUUCAUCUUCAUCUCCUGGGCCCGCUGCGUCUACCUCGAAAUGGGACCUAUCGCCGGAACUAUGCGCUUCCUCGGAUACUCCCAGACUGACCGCACUCGUGUCCAGCACUACCAGCAGAGAGCUUAUCAGACGGUUAAGGAGGCGCCGGGGGUCGCGGCGGGAAAGGCGAAGGAGACGGUGGGGGAGGCGAGGGAGAAUGUUAAGGAUACGGUUGAAAGGACCGCGGAAGGGGCGAAGAAUAAGGUUUAUGGAGCUGGGAAUGCUGCUGCCUCGGCUACUGAGCAUGUCAAGCAUACGGGGUCGAUGUUGAUGCAAGACAUGGUUCCGGAGCAUGCGGGCGGUGCCAACACGUCCGCUCCUACACUUCCUGCUUACAGUAUUGCUGCCAAUGGAUCUCAGCAAAAGGGACACGGUAAUGGGAUGGGCUUGAUUAUUGAGAUGGUUGGGCCAGAGGUUGGGGCCGCUGGGAAGCCAAGUGCGGUGUUGCCGGGGUUCAUGCCUGGAGUGGAUGGGUUGCACGGAGUGGAGCAGAAGCCUAUGGCUGCUUGA